Molecule: messenger RNA, 2071 nt
Organism: Cyprinus carpio (common carp)
Lineage: Eukaryota; Metazoa; Chordata; Actinopteri; Cypriniformes; Cyprinidae
Product: induced myeloid leukemia cell differentiation protein Mcl-1 homolog
Biological process (GO): mitochondrial fusion; extrinsic apoptotic signaling pathway in absence of ligand; release of cytochrome c from mitochondria
Cellular component (GO): mitochondrial outer membrane
Molecular function (GO): protein homodimerization activity; protein heterodimerization activity; channel activity
Source: RefSeq, a predicted model, not a curated record
GCAAGCUUCUCUCAAACGCUUCCGCCUCGCAAAAGUAAAAUGUAGUAGGUUUGAGUGUCGUUUCCUACCAAAUAAGUUACAUCGUCGAUAAAUUGGAUUUAAAGCAUUAAUGUGAAUUAGCGAAAAUGUUUCCUGGGAGUAAAGUUUCAAACGACAACGGCCUUUGGCCAUGCAUUGGAAUAGCAGCUCUUAACGUCAACAACAGCUCGAGCGGGUUUGGUCGCAAGCCACUAGUAAUGCCAGAACCGAAAGCCCAGAACGAGUUCGCAGGGAACGGUCUCCAGGGCUCGGUACCAUCCUCGCCUGAGUCGGACUGCGAGGAAAUAGUUGAUUACAGCCCCGUCUGCGCCGCUCUGGAAAUGGACACGCGCGAGAUUAUUGACAUUUUCUUAAAAAGCUUCACAGGACUCCCUCAUUCUAAAAGUGGAAAAAAACAGAUCCUAUCUACGAUGAAGCGGGUUGUGGACAGUCUCGUGGUGAAGCACGAAUUGGCUUACAAAGGUAUGAUUGCACGGCUGAAUCUGGAGGAGAAAGGAGAAGAUGUGAGUUUUGUCAAGACUGUGGCAACAGAGCUCUUCAGCGAUGGCAUCACAAACUGGGGGCGCAUUGCCAGCCUGCUGACUUUUGGGGCCAUUGUAUGCAAGCAUCAAAAUGAUAGAGGACUUAGCAAGUGUGUGAGUCUGGUGGGGGAAGAGAUCUCUUCCUAUCUUCUCACAGACCAACGGCACUGGCUGCUCAAAAACAAAGCAUGGGAUGGCUUCGAGGAAUUUUUCCAUGUCCCGGAUACAGAGGGAGCUGUGAGAAACGCAUUGAUGGCCAUUGGUAGUUUUGCAACAUUCGGAGCUGCACUUGCUUAUUUGAUACGGUGAAUCCAAAUGGACUUUGUGACAGAUAUUGAAAAACAAAAAGGACUCUAAGUGAACUUUUUUUCGUCUUCUUCUUGGAAACAUCUAAGAGAAAUCAGUUUGCUUUUUAGUUUCAAUAUUUCGUCUUUUUUGGAUAUCAAUUGUGUAUAUAAAAACUUGUUCAAAUCAAAAACUAUUUUUUUAUUAAAAUGUAAAAUGUUCAGCUGUUCAGAUCUCAGUUGCUGAUGUGCAUGUAACACGUUCAAUGCCAGUUUUUGUGUGCGGUUUACACAAGAAUCACAUGUUAAAUUGUCAUUACACGUUCAGCAGUGUUCUGUAUGCUAGACAUAUAUACUUGUCUAAAUUGGGAAUUUUGAAAAAGCUGCACAUUAAAAGUCACAACUAUUUGUUGCAACCCAUUUUUUUUAAAAAUUGUGUAAUUGGUUAACACCUUCACAUUUUCACGAUUUCACUUUGUUUCAGAAAUAUUCUUUUGCAAUAUAGUGCACAUGUAUCCACAUAUGAUUUCAGGUGCUGGCUUUAGCUUCAAGUAAGCUUUAAAGCUUUUUUCUAAAAGCUUAUGGUGGUUCUGUUUUUGAGUCCUAUAAGCUUAGGACUAUGAUAGCUAACCACAAGGCUGCUAAAUGUUUUCAUUGCCGAUUGACAUUUUGGAUACACUUGAGAAGUCAUGGUUAUUGAUCUUUUUCUGUGAAUACUGUUUUCUAAACUGCAAAUUAAACCCUUUUUAUAUAUAUAUAUAUAUAUAAAUAUUCUUAGUUUAAUCCCUCACCACCGUUAAAUGUGUGGCUAGGUAAAGUACAAACUUUAUGUGCUUUAUUUAGCUAAUAAUUAGUAGCUUUUCAUCUUGCGUGUUAUUGUAGCUAUGUAACUUGUGUAAAUGAUGACAACUUCUGUGUAUGCUCUCAUUCACUGUUAUUGCGGCCUUGUGAAAAAGUAUAUAUUUUAGGAAGUUUGUCAGAGUCAUAAAGAAACUCACUGAUGUAUGUGAACACCAUUGGGUGGGGGGGGUCUUAUUUCAAAGAGUUGAUUUUGUUUGCUUAGUCAUGUUGUUGAAUAACACUGUACUAACUGUAGAACCAAAACAUAUUAAUACUUAAUAUACAAACCCCUUGCCAUCUUGCAACUGAUGUUUAUGAUUAUCUGUACGACUGAGUAUCUUGACUGUAAUCCUGGCUCAAAAUAUAAUUUUAUUUUGUCACCUGUAA